CUCGCCGCCCCUCCCAUCCUCCUCGCACCCCGGAGCAUGCGCAAUGCGCAGGAGCGCCUGAGGCCUGCUCAGGCAGGCGCUGCCGCCGCUUCGGGCCCUCCAGGUUCGGGGCUUCCGCUGCUGCUGGUGGGUCCCUCGACGCGGAGUCCCAGCCCUGUUGCGGCCGAGGCAGCAAAGAUGAGGAGCUGUAAGAGUCACUUAUGCCCGUGCUAGCAGUGGAGGGAACUGGCCAAGAGAUGUCUUAUCGAGGUAACGAGCGUGACUUCCAGACCUCGGCACGGAGGAUGGGGACCUCUCUGCUUUUCCAGCUGUCAGUCCAUGAACGAGAACUGGACCUGGUCUUCCUAGACCACAGCUAUGCCAAGCCAUGGAGUGCCCACCCGGAUGCCAGCAAUGCCCGUCCCACUCGCCUGCUCUUUGUCACUCCCAGAAGACAUCAAGACAGCAGCGCAAGCGAGGCAGAUGUUCCCAUUGACGUGGAAACAGUGACGCCCACGCCAGUGCCCCUCUACGACAACCAGAAAGCCCGCACUGUGAUGAAUGAGUGUGAGCGCCACGUGAUUUUUGCCCGCACAGAUACUGAUACGCCGCCUCCGCCUGAAGACUGGGAGGAGCAUAUGAACAGGUCAGGCUGGACAGUAGCCCAGAACAAGCUGUUCAAUAAAAUCCUCAAAGCUUUGCAGUCUGACAGGCUGGCCCGGCUAGCCAACGAAGGGGCUUGCAACGAGCCAGUGCUGAGGAGGAUAGCAGUGGACAAAUGUGCUCGGCGGGUCCGCCAGGCGCUGGCGAGCAUCAGCUGGGAGACCAAGCUGAUCCAGUGGCUUCACUCCACUCUGGUGGAGACCCUGAGUCUGCCCAUGCUGGCUGCUUACUUGGAUGCCCUGCAGACCCUGAAAGGAAAAAUUCCCACCCUGAUCGAUCGGAUGCUGUUGUCUUCUACUGCAAAGACGGGAGCAGCAGGCGCUGAGGCGCUGUCCCUCUUACUGAAGAGACCAUGGGAUCCAGCAGUGGGUGUCCUUUCACAUAACAGACCUAGCAAGUUGCCGGGUUCUCCGCUCAUCCUCUUGGCAUCUUCCGGACCAUCCAACUCCAUGUUCCCCACAUCUCGCCGUCAUCGGUUCUGGCAGUCACAGCUUUCAUGCUUGGGAAAGGUGAUCCCAGUCGCCACUCACCUGGUGAAUAACGGUAGCGGCGUUGGAGUGUUGCAGUGCCUGGAACACAUGAUUGGUGCCGUGAGAGGCAAAGUCCUGGAGAUCCACAACCAUUUCUCCCACAAGCCCAUCAUCCUGAUUGGCUGGAACACAGGGGCUUUGGUGGCCUGUCACGUUUCGGUGAUGGAGGACGUCACUGCAGUUGUGUGCCUUGGAUUCCCUCUCUUAACCGUGGAUGGGCCCCGAGGGGAUGUUGACGACCCGCUUCUGGACAUGAAGACUCCAGUUCUUUUUGUGAUUGGUCAGAACUCCCUCCAGUGCAACAGUGAAGCAAUGGAAGAUUUCCGAGAGAAGCUGCGGGCUGAAAACAGCCUAGUUGUGGUUGGAGGAGCUGACGAUAACCUCAGGAUAAGCAAAGCCAAAAAGAAGUCGGAAGGCCUGACCCAGAGUAUGGUGGACAGGUGCAUACAGGAUGAAAUUGCUGACUUCCUGACCGGAGUGCUCACCCGAGCAGACAGUCACUCAGGUUCUGACCCUCGAGAUCUUGACGCUGAGAAGAAGAAGAAAGCUCGUGACUUGGCCCGAAGGGAUCUGUCCUUUGACAUGCCAGAGAGAAGCAGCCGGCCUGCCUCCCCUGCCACUAAAGUCCCAGCUUCACCUUCGGGGUCAGAGGAUCUCUCCAGCGUGUCCAGCAGCCCCACCUCCAGCCCCAAGGCUAAAAUCACCACUGUGUCGUCGUCUGUCCAGAAAUCCAGCCAGGCUGGUGUUGCCCAGCUGCUGAAGAGGCCUGUGCAGCGGACGGAAGCGCUGCUAACGCACAAGCAGGCUCAAGCUCAGUUUGCUGCAUUUCUGAAACAAAACAUGCUGGUGAGGAAAUCUCUUCCUCCUGGCACCUCUUCGUGCCUCUUUGUUUCCUCAGAGCAGCAGCAGCAGCAGCUGGAUGCAGGGGAAAAAGAAGAGCUGCGAAUGCAGCUGAAGAGGCCCCAGGCCCCCAGCCCAACUCACUGCAGCAAAGCCUCCAAGCGAGCCAAAAUCAAGGUGACCAUCGUCUCCCAUGGAGAAGCUGCUGGCACAGGGAAUGGAGCACCCUUGGAGGCGCCCCCGGAAAUUGCUGCAGGGAAGCCUCUUGCUGUGACCUUGGGACAGUCUGCUUUGGGUGCAAAGGAGGUGACGGGAUUGCUUGCCACUUCCAAGCCCAGUUCCACGGCAGACAGCCCCUCUCUCAGUCCCACCCCCUCCGCCACCAUCCCCAGCAGCACAGGCCCGAGUGCUUUCCACGCUCUGCAGAACAGACUGGUGGCCAGCGGCACACACUGCAUCCAGGCCCAGCCCAGCAACACGCUCCAAGGGGCAGCUUCAGCCAGCAGCCUCUUGCAGGGCUUGAGCUUCAGUCUGCAGGACAUUGGGACAAAGCCAGCCGCUCUUCCCGCCACGGUUGCUACUGCAGGCCCUUCUGUGCAGGCCUCGGCCUUGAAGACCUCCGCACCGCUCCAGAACCUGGGCGCCAUCACCACCAGCACAGGGACCAUUGUCCGCACCAUCCCGGUGGCCACCUCUUUAUCGUCUCUUGGGGCCACAGCAAGUGGGAAGCCCACCACUAUUCACCAGCUGCUCACCAAUGGAGGGCUGGCAAAACUCGCAAGUAGCCUUCCUGGCUUGGCUCACCUCUCCAGCCAGGGGGCAGGCCUGAAGGCUCCAACUACCAUCACAGUCACCCUGCGAGGGCAAGCCAGCCGCGUCACCGCCCUGAGCCAGGCAACCGCAGGGGCUGCCCAGCCCCCCAUGGAAGAGCCCCGGCAGCAGCAGCUGCUGCUGACCCCCCCACAGCCACCCCAGGCUCCAGACAAUGCAACUGGGAGCUUGGCCAGCCCAGCCUGCAGUUCUGUUCCUCCCAGCAAGCUUCUGUCUCAGGUGGAACUUGGCAAAGCCCAGGCUGGCCUAGAGAUGCCCCCUGCAGACCUAGCGGCUCAACUGACCUCAGCAGCAGCACCUGUAGUGACCACCACAAGCCCCAUGAAGACCCUGUAUGUGAUGUCCGAUGCCAAGCUGUCUGCACUCACAAAAUCUGUCAUGGGAGAGGCCACUUCUGUCCCUCUGAAGCCCACAGCCAUCCAGACUGGGGCUGCUGCUGCUGCUGCCUCCUCUGCUGCCUCCCUUGGAGCUGUGACCUUUGCCAGCACUCCCAGCCCACCCUGCAGCCUGGUGCAUUCCAAAGUUGGACCCGUUUUGCAGACGACAUCUAAGACCGUGAUUCUGACCUCCACACUAACAGCCAUGAAGGGUGACCGGGCCCUAGGACAGAGGGGAGAGAAGGUUAAUCUGACGAAAGGCCACGCAGUUGGGGCAAUGGAGACCCUGGGCAGGGUGCCUUCUGUCAUGGACGACAGCAGCACCAUCCUCCACACGAGAGAGGCUCUUGCUAACAGGCACUUGCUUCCACAGGGCAUGUUGCCUGCUGCAGCUGGCACCACCCUGAUCACUUUGGGCAGUAACCUGGCCAGCCCCUCCAUCAUAACCACAGCUGGGCCUGCCCUUGGCCAAAAGCCGUAGUGCUGAUUCACUGUUAACUGGAGUUGGCCUUUGCUAGGGAAUACAACAUUCCCUUUGGGAACUGGGAUAUUGUUCCCUCAUUCCUAUCCUCCAUACUGAGGAUACUUUGUUUUGUUCCUUUGUCACUUUUAAUAAACUUUUUGUGUAUGUAA
Messenger RNA from Hemicordylus capensis (graceful crag lizard), 3853 nucleotides. RefSeq names its product KAT8 regulatory NSL complex subunit 3 (gene KANSL3). The transcript is spliced from 23 exons. Gene Ontology annotation, cellular component: NSL complex. Bases 201 to 3701 code for a protein of 1166 amino acids. The record is from RefSeq and is a predicted model, not a curated record. Lineage: Eukaryota; Metazoa; Chordata; Lepidosauria; Squamata; Cordylidae. Gene Ontology annotation, biological process: positive regulation of transcription by RNA polymerase II.